Messenger RNA from Cylindrotheca closterium, 501 nucleotides. NCBI's taxonomy places the organism in Eukaryota, Bacillariophyta, Bacillariophyceae, Bacillariales, Bacillariaceae. The record is from the annotation of a GenBank genome assembly.
AUGAGGAGACAUCGAACUUCGUCCUCAAUAGACGAAAAUGACACUAAUUCAACUUGUAAACAUCAAAAGAAGGAUCCAAUAGUAUCCCCAGCUUCGUUUCAAGAGUUUCGGCAGUUUACCGUUCACGAAUAUCCCAAUUUGUCAUUUCUUGGGCCCACAUCCAUGGCUGUGUACUGGUUUCGGACCUACCUCAAGGAAGAUUGGAUACGAUGCAAUGUGGUGUCAGAAGCUCCUCCACGGCGGCGACGCAACAACAAAACAAAACAUCGCCGCAAGAAAGGAGGAAACUUUCUUCACAUUCCGAAGGCAUAUACCACCACCGGAUUGAAUGAAAAAUUGACCAUCCAAGAUAUUCUACACAUUGGUACCGCUGGGAAGCAUUAUGCCAACUCCUACAUUGGGUUGUACAAUAUGAUACGACAAUAUGGUAUCUUUUCGCGAAGUGAUAAUUGGCAAGUUCACAUGACAGGGUACAAUUGUCCAGAUUUGCCAGCCCAAUAG